This is a messenger RNA of Gastrolobium bilobum, 2610 nucleotides long. RefSeq lists its product as uncharacterized. The transcript is spliced from 4 exons. Gene Ontology annotation, molecular function: nucleic acid binding. Gene Ontology annotation, biological process: DNA integration. The coding region runs from base 1 to 2610 and encodes 869 amino acids. Lineage: Eukaryota; Viridiplantae; Streptophyta; Magnoliopsida; Fabales; Fabaceae. The record is from RefSeq and is a predicted model, not a curated record.
AUGAGACCUCGAGAAACUUCUCAACAUUCUCUGAUUCCUCCACAGUUCUCAGAUUCAACGUCGUUGGGUUGCGCACGUUCAGAUCUUAAUCUCUCCAAGUCCUUCCGUUUAGAAAUUCCAUUGUUUAAUGGCACUGAGCCUAACAAUCGGAUUUUCAAAACAGAGCUAUUUUUUCAUCUUCAGCAAAUCCAAGAGGAAUUCAAGGUUCCAUUAGCGGGUUUACGCAUGGAAGGCACUGCUGGAGCUUGGUACCAGUGGAUGUAUCACAGUGGCACAAUUUGCUCCUGGGGAGAUUUAGUGAUAGGCUUGCGUCAAAGGUUUGGAGUUUCUGCCUUUACGAACCUCAAAGGAGUUCUUUCUAAACUCUCUCAGUCAGGUGCUUUACGAGAUUAUAUUAGAUAUUUUGAAGCUCUAUUGAAUCAGGUUCCUGGGUUGGAUGAUGAAUUGUAUAUGAGUUUUUUUGUGUCUGGUCUGACACCAGAACUUAGAAGUGCAGUUCAGCUUCGCACCCCAUCCACUCUUCAUUUGGCAAUGCAAAUUGCACUUGCCUAUGAUGAUCACCAUUAUGAAUUUAAAACUUCCUUUUCAUCGGGUCAGAGGAGAGGAUUUUCAAAACCAUUCACACACAGUGAACCUCCACCAGUUCCAACUUCCAAUAAACCUGCAUUGCCACCUCCAAAUGCCAAUCAAACUUUGGCAUUACCAGCACCCAACAUGAUGAAGCGUUUAUCUCAUGAGGAGUUACAGCAGAAGCGUGAGCAAGGCUUGUGUUACUAUUGUAAUGAGAGGUGGAAUGGUAAACACAGAUGUAAGAAUCGCUUAUUACUGUCAAUUGGUGAGAUUGAUGAAUCUGAUAAUGAAGGAGAUGAGGAGGAUAUUGUUUGGAAAUCAGACAGGGAGAACCAGACUUUACAUGCUAUGGGUGAUCCUUCUAUUGGUCAUGCUCUCAGGUUCACGACAGCAAUUUCAAAAAAGGAGAUCAUAUUUGGUAUGCCUUGGUUGGAAAAAUUGGGUAGAGUUACUCAUGAUUACUUGAAGGGCUCAAUGGAGUUUAUAUGGCAAGGUAGAGAAGUGAUCCUCACAGGAGUACAAGAUGCACAGUUACAUACCAGUACAGAACAGGUGAAUGUCCUGCAUAAGGCUGUGUGUUUUGCAAUGUCCCAAAGCACUAAUUCUGUUGAGGUGGCCAAUCUUGAACUACCUGGAGUUCAAGAUCAGAUAACAAAUGACUUGUGGCAGUUGUUACUUCAAUUUCUAGAUGUUUUUCAAGUGCCACAUGAGUUACCUCCAUUCAGAGGUUUAGACCAUGCAAUCCAUCUCAUUGACAAGGUUCAGCCAGUAAAUGUUAAGCCUUACAGAUAUGCUUAUUGUCAAAAAAACGAGAUUGAACAACAAACUACUGCAUUACUGACCAAUGGCUUUAUUCGACAUUCUCAAAGUCCUUUCUCAUCUCUCGUUUUAUUAGUCAAGAAACAGGAUGGAUCAUGGAGAAUGUGUAUCGAUUAUAGAGCCCUCAAUGCCAUUACUAUUCGGGAUAGGUUUCCUAUUCCUACUAUAGAUGAAUUGCUUGAUGAGUUGGGAAAUGCUUCAGUGUUUACUAAAUUGGACUUACGGGCUGGAUAUCACCAAAUACGAGUCCUUCCUGCAGAUGUGGAGAAGACUGCAUUUUGGACACAUGAAGGGCACUACGAAUUUCUUGUAAUGCCCUUUGGUUUAACAAAUUCACCAGCAACUUUUCAAGCUGUCAUGAACCAACUCUUCAAACCGUAUUUGAGGAAGUUUAUAAUUGUUUUUUUUUAUGACAUUUUGGUGUUCAGCAAGUCUAUGACUGAUCACAUUGCUCAUUUGCGCAUAGCCUUGAUGAACUUACAGCAGCACAAAUUCUUUGUUAAGGUUUCUAAGUGCAAGUUUAGAGCUUCUUCAAUUGAUUACUUGGGUCAUAUUGUGCCCAAGCAAGGAGUACAAGCUGAUCCUAAGAAGAUAGCUGCCAUGGUGAAUUGGCCCGAACCUAGAUCCUUGAAACAGUUGAGGGGAUUUUUGGGCUUAACAGGUUAUUAUUGCAGAUUUGUGCAAGGAUAUGCAUCCUUAGCAGCUCCAUUAACUGAUCUCGUGAAGGCUAGCAAGGAGUUCCAUUGGUCUUGUGCAGCUACUCAGGCUUUCAGUCGACUGAAAGUGGCAAUGACUGUGAAGGAUGACCCAAAUGUAGUGACCUUUUUGACAGUAAGAGAGGGCAUUGUGUAUCAUAAGAACAGAUUCCUCCUAAGUCCUAAAUCUUCUCUAAUUCCUAGUUUAAUUCGAGAAGCACAUGCAUCCCCUGUGGGCGGUCAUGCUGGAAUAACACGCACCUUUCUGCUCAAGUAUGAGACCACUAAACCAGCAGGCUUACUUCAAUCUUUACCCAUUCCAGAAGGCAUCUUUGAGGAUCUGUCUAUGGAUUUCAUAAUGGGUUUACCACCUUCUAGUGGGAGUUGCACGAUUUUAGUGGUUGUUGAUAGGCUAUCCAAAUUUGCCUAUUUUGGAAAGCUUCCCCGUUCUUAUACAUCAGCAGUGGUGGCUCAAUUGUUUUGUGAUUUAGUUGUCAUAAAUCACGGUUUUCCUUGCUCCUAUUGA